AUGUCAUCAGCAAAGAGCGUCGCAGUCGUUACUGGUGCUGCUCAAGGUAUCGGGAAAGCAAUCGCUCUUCGAUUAGCAGAUGACGGUUUCGAUGUUGCCGUGAAUGAUCUCCCACUCCCUGACAAGAUUGCAAAGUUAAAAGAGGUCGAGGAGGAGAUUAUCAGGAAAGGUCGCAGAUCAGCUAUCUUCCCUGGAGAUGUAUCAAGUGACAGCGACGUCAAAGGUAUGGUGGAAGGUACCGUGAAUGCGCUGGGUGGACUGGAUGUGAUGGUUGCGAAUGCUGCUAUCUGUCGUAAUGCUAAUAUACUAGAUUACACGGUAGAACAGUGGGAUCAAAGCUUCGCCGUUAAUGCACGAGGCUGCUUUCUCUGUUAUCAAUAUGCGGCGAAGCAGAUGGUGAAACAAGGACGGGGAGGACGGAUCAUUGGAUGCUCGUCUUCUGCUGGAAAGCAAGGUUUACCGAUGAUGUCGCUGUAUGGUGCGACUAAGUCGGCCAUUCGGGGACUAACGCAGGGAGCCGCACUUGAUCUCGGCAAGUAUGGAAUCACCGUCAAUGCGUAUGCGCCAGGCGCGGUAGAUACCGAAAUGUGCAGAGAUGCUGUACUCCAACAGGGAGACACGAACGAACUGAUUACGACGAAUGUGGCCCGCUCGGCACUGGACUACAUUGGGCAACCUGAGGAUAUAACAGGACUUGUAUCUUACCUCGCGUCCAAGGAGUCGCGUUAUAUGACCGGCCAAACAUUGGGAAUCAACGGAGGAUGGUGUUUUGAUUAA
Molecule: messenger RNA, 777 nt
Organism: Desarmillaria tabescens
Lineage: Eukaryota; Fungi; Basidiomycota; Agaricomycetes; Agaricales; Physalacriaceae
Product: NAD(P)-binding protein
Exons: 10
Coding region: 1-777 (258 amino acids)
Molecular function (GO): oxidoreductase activity, acting on the CH-OH group of donors, NAD or NADP as acceptor
Source: RefSeq, a predicted model, not a curated record